This is a messenger RNA of Menidia menidia (Atlantic silverside), 2039 nucleotides long. The record is from the annotation of a GenBank genome assembly. Lineage: Eukaryota; Metazoa; Chordata; Actinopteri; Atheriniformes; Atherinopsidae.
CCGGGAGUCUGAUGACACGCAGCGCCGCUCCGCCACUUACUGCGUUCAGUCCCAGAGAGGAGAGCCAUGGGGAAGACAGGUGGAAGAGGAGACUUUGAAUGGGUCUACACUGACCAGCCGCACACUUCCAGAAGAAAAGAAAUCCUGGCCAAAUAUCCAGAAAUCAAGUCCCUGAUGGGUCCAGAUCCCCAGCUCAAGUGGGUGGUAUCCUGCAUGGUCUUAACACAGCUCCUGGCCUGUUACCUGGUCCACAACCUGUCGUGGAAGUGGGUCUUCUUCUGGGCCUACGCCUUCGGGGGCUGCAUUAACCACUCCCUCACGCUGGCCAUUCACGACAUCUCUCACAACGUGGCGUUUGGCAACAAGCUGGCCAAGUGGAACCGCUGGUUCGCCAUGUGGGCCAAUCUGCCCAUCGGGGUGCCUUAUUCCGCCUCCUUUAAGAAGUACCACACUGACCACCACCGAUAUCUGGGGGGUGACCAGCUGGAUGUGGACAUCCCCACGGAACUCGAGGGCUGGUUUUUCUGCACCCCAGCCAGAAAGGUCCUCUGGCUCUUCCUCCAGCCGCUCUUCUAUGCCCUCCGACCAUUGGUGGUCAAUCCUAAACCAGUCGGUCAGCUGGAGAUCCAGAAUACUGUGGUUCAGCUGGCAGCAGACGCAGUUAUCUUCUAUUUCUGGGGGCUGAAGCCCAUUGUUUACCUCAUCGCUGGAUCUAUCCUGUGCAUGGGCCUGCAUCCCAUCUCUGGACAUUUCAUAGCUGAGCAUUACAUGUUCCUGAAGGGCCAUGAGACGUAUUCUUACUACGGACCACUGAACUGGAUCACCUUCAACGUGGGGUAUCACAUGGAGCACCACGACUUCCCCAGCAUACCGGGCAGUAAACUACCUCAGGUCAAGCAGAUCGCUGCAGAGUAUUACGACUGCCUCCCCCAGCAUACCUCGUGGACCCGCGUGCUCUGGGACUUCGUGUUCGACGACAGCAUCGGCCCUUAUGCCAGAAUCAAACGGGAGUGCAAACUGAGCAAGCAGGAAUAGAUCUUUGAGGAUAUGUAAAAAAAAGAAGAAGGGAAUAUUAUCUGUUUUAUCCAAAAUAUUCUCUAGGUAGAAUGCUUGUUUUUUCCUGUCUUGUCGUGUGAUGUAACUGAGAUCAAUCUUUAAAGCAUCCCAUCCGUCCAGUUCUCCCGUCACAAUACGAGAAAUUACGGUUUGCAUUUCAGUAGUCACUCAAAGUUCAAGGAAGCAGAACUAGCUGCGUUCCACAGCCAUGCCGUAUUCUUACUGGGUUACUGUUCUUGUGUGUAAUCCCGCUGCAAUAGAUGGGCCAUUUUCAGGAUAUAAAGACAUUUAUUAGGAGCUCAGAAAGGCACAAUUACAAUAAAAGGGCAAUAUUGCCUCUGUAUUUAAACAUCAAGGACAAAGGUCACAUGCACUCUCAGGAGUUUUUACAGAUGUCCCUCCUGCAUACUGUUUUUUGCACUUGCUGACAGAACGCUUCCCUAAAAGGAACUACACAUGACUUUUGAAACACAACUUCUCAUAUUAUAUUAGACCAUUAGGCAUAUUUCAUGCAGGAGAGUGCUGAUGUGGAAAAUGAGCUUUGAAGCCUUACCUUCCAGUAAGAGGAGCCUUUUCUUCUGUGACGUCUCGUUCUGCUUGUUUGGAGCUCAUCGUGUUGUAAACGGGGAGUGAAAAUAAAAACAACACAGAAGGUAGUUCUAUGGAAAUGUUUACGUCUCUUCCUCAUUCUUCUGUUCUACCUGGGGCUUUUUUUCCCUCCAACUUUUUCUCAGUGUUCCUGAGACUACUUACAUGAUGUAUAACUUCUAAUCAUGCAGUUUGGUUUUUGUAUGUCUUAUGAAGGUUAGUGAUUUCCUAAUUAGCAAGAACAAUCAUUGGAUUUUUCCUAUAUUUUUGAAUAAGCAUGUGGAUCUGAAAUGGGAAGAAAAACAACCCGGUUCAGGGGAAGAAAGAAAGAAAAACGCCCCGGGCUCUUUGCCGUGAUCACUGAGCCUUUGCCCAAUGCAUUCAAAGCCCCCCCC